Messenger RNA from Colius striatus (speckled mousebird), 1305 nucleotides. It is a transcript of the gene NKX2-8, whose product is annotated as NK2 homeobox 8. Gene Ontology annotation, biological process: cell differentiation; regulation of transcription by RNA polymerase II. Gene Ontology annotation, molecular function: RNA polymerase II cis-regulatory region sequence-specific DNA binding; DNA-binding transcription factor activity, RNA polymerase II-specific. The record is from RefSeq and is a predicted model, not a curated record. Gene Ontology annotation, cellular component: nucleus. The transcript is spliced from 2 exons. NCBI's taxonomy places the organism in Eukaryota, Metazoa, Chordata, Aves, Coliiformes, Coliidae. Bases 132 to 848 code for a protein of 238 amino acids.
UGGAAGGGAAGGUCCUCUUGAGCUGGGAGAUUCCCCAGUAACUGGGUGAGCAGACCUUUCCUCGCAGCUUUUAAGGGAGUGUGUUCGGGGCUUUAGGACCAUAUUUUUUAAGGGGUUGUGCACAACCUACCAUGGCCACAUCUGGCAGGAUCAGUUUUACGGUGAGGAGCAUUUUGGAUUUACCAGAGCAGGAUGCUAAUAGCAUAAAGCAAGCCUCUGACCAUCACCAUUCAUCGGAGAACUACAUCGGCUCGCCGUACCGGGGAUGGAUAGAAACAGACAGAAAUCACUAUCCCUCUUCCGACGAGAGUGGCCCGGAGCUGAGCUUGCCCGACUCCACCCAAAGGUCGCUUCCUGCCCACGGUUCGGAGGCCGAGGAGAAGAAGAAGAAGCGGCGGGUGCUCUUCUCCAAGGCGCAGACGCUAGAGCUGGAGCGGCGGUUCCGGCAGCAGCGGUACCUCUCGGCGCCGGAGCGGGAGCAGCUGGCCCGGCUGCUCAGCCUCACCCCCACUCAGGUGAAGAUCUGGUUCCAAAACCACCGAUAUAAGAUGAAGCGGGCGCGAAGCGAGGGUCCCGGCAGCCCCUCGCCGCGCCCGCCGGCUCUGCUGCGCCGGGUAGUGGUGCCGGUGCUGGUGCGGGACGGGGAGCCCUGCCGCGGCUGCCCCGCCAGCCCCCCGCCGCCCGCUGCCCGCCCCAAGAUGGGCUGCGCCCUGGCCGGCUGCAGUGCGCAAGCUGCACUGGCCCUGCCGGGCUACCGAGCCUGCCCGCCCGCCUCCGCCGCCGCCCUCGGCGUCUUUCCCGCUUACCAGCACUUAGCGCACCCCGCCGUCGUCUCCUGGGGCUGGUGAUGGCGGCGCUUCGCCCUCCGGGGCCGGACUCAUGCCACGGGCGCAGGCAGGCCCGCCCCAGCCACAGGCUCCCGGCGCCCCGAAGGCGCCGGCGAAGGGCCGUGAGGCGGAGGCGGCUGCGGGGCGGCAGCGGACAGGCCGGCCUCGCGUGGGCCGUCCUGCCGUCCCGCCGCUGGGCUCACCCGAGAUGCGGGCGCGCACGGCGGGUGCGGCUCUAACUCUGUAAAACCCUCGCUCCCCCUGCUUCUCUUCCAGACAUUCCUUGUUAAACAAACAAACAAAAAAAUCCUAGCGACCUAGUUUCUUUAAAAAUAGCUAAUCUUUCCAGUGACUAAUAAAAUGAUAUUUGACUAAUAAAUUUUUCCCGGCAAAGAGGCAUAUUUUUGGUCAUCGGGGCUUUUGCGACGGAUUACUUCCUGUGCCACAGGCGCUUAAACACCUGUCUUGAUCGCGCCAU